CAAUGAAGACUUAUAUCACUGUGUUUGUUCUAGUGACGCUUCAAGUUGCUGUCAACUCGGCUCCUACCCCCGAGAUCACGCUCCAAGAUGAACAUUUUGCAGAGGACUACUUGAAACGGUUCUACAAUUUGACUGAGGAGCCGGGUGUAGCUCAGCGGGGCUUUAAUCCCAUCACUAAAAAGCUGAGUGAGAUGCAGCGCUUCUUUGGGCUCCGCAUCACUGGGACCCUGGACAACGAGACUGUGGCCCUGAUGAAGAAGCCGCGCUGUGGGGUGCCAGAUGGACACAUCGCUCAAUACUCCACCUUCGGAGGGGAUCUGAAAUGGAAGAAGAACAGCCUUGCCUACAGGAUUGAGAACUACACUCCCGACAUGUCCAGAUCAGAGGUGGACUCUUCCAUUGAAAAAGCUCUACAAGUCUGGGCCAAAGUCACUCCCCUGAGGUUCACCCGGCUCUACAGUGGAACUGCAGACAUCAUGAUCUCAUUUGGACGCUACUCCCAUGGAGACUACUACCCCUUCGACGGCCCUGAUGGCACACUGGCCCAUGCUUUUGCCCCUUCUUCUGGUAUCGGAGGAGAUGCACAUUUUGACGAUGAUGAAAACUUUACUACUCGGUCAAAUUCUGGCUAUGUGCUGUUUAUGGUGGCUGCCCAUGAGUUUGGUCACUCUUUGGGCCUGUCCCACUCUGACGACCCAGGCGCUCUCAUGUACCCCACCUACUCCUACAGAGACCCAGACACCUUUGUUCUGCCCCAGGAUGACGUCAAAGGCAUCCAGUCUCUCUAUGGUCCAAACACUGAGACUUAUCCCGGGACAGCUGAGCGUGUGCCUCCUCCUCCUCCCAGCACGCCCGAUGCAUGUGACUCCACCAUGGUUUUGGACGCAGUCACAACUCUGAGAGGAGAAAUGUUGUUCUUCAAAGACAGCUUUGUGUGGCGUAAAAGCCCUCACAGCAACACACAGCGACAGAGCCUCAUCACCAACAUGUGGCCCAGUGCUCCCUCUAGUGUGGACGCUGCGUAUGAAAGCAGACUGUACGACCGGGUCUACUUCUUCAAAGGUCGUUGCGUGUGGGCCUUCACUGGCUACACCCCGGUCCCUGGCUACCCGAAGAGACUGAGCAAAUUGGGUUUGCCCAGAUGGGUGAGGAGGAUAGAUGCUGCGCUUUUUGACAUGGAGAGCAAAAAGACGCUGUUCUUCGUCGGUGAUUACUAUUUGAGUUACGAUGAAAGCAAACAGAAAGUUGACAGUGGUUUUCCUAAAAGAGUGGAAGAAUCAUUCCCAGGUGUGACCGACAAAGUGACAGCGGCGUUCCAGUACAGAGGUUUCACAUAUAUCUACAGCGGGCCCUACAUGCUUGAAUACAGCCUGAGAUCUGGCCGACUGUUCCGGGUGCUCAGAAACGGCUACUUCCUGCGCUGUAUCCAACCUACCUGCCCAGACACUUGUCGGAAUGUUUUUCUUGCACAAUCACUUCUUCAUUUUUCUGCUCACAUUGGAUUUUCUGUCUGGGGUGAAAAUAGGACACUGCUGCUGCACGGUGUUGAGCGGGAUCCUAACGAGACCAUGGAGGUAGUUUGUUUAAAAUUAUCACUUUUGAUGUUGGUGAUGGCAUUUUGCAGCGCUGUCCCCACUGAGUCGCUUCAAGAGGAGGAUAUCUCAAAAGCACAGGACUACCUCUCUUCAUUCUACUCGGAUGUGGGGGUGAGCGCUCCGGGCAGUGUCAGCCGAAGCUCGUUGGACUCUUUCGAGGACAGCCUGAGGAAAAUGCAAGAAUUUUUUGGGAUAACAGUCACAGGACAGCUAGACUCCACCACCCUGGAUAUAAUGACCCGCCCUCGCUGUGGAGUCAGUGAUGUGGCCAGAUAUGGGUACUUCGACGGUCAGCCCAAGUGGGACAAGAAGGAGAUCACAUAUAGGGUGACUGACUACACAGCGGACAUGAGCCAGGAGGAGGUGGACAGGGCUCUGGUCAAAGCUCUGAAGCUCUACAGUGAUGUGACUCCUCUGCAGUUCAGACAGAUCCGCUCAGGAACAGCAGACAUCAUGGUCAUGUUCAAGGCCAAAUCACAUGGAGACUUCUUCCCCUUUGACGGGCCCAAUGGGACGCUGGCUCAUGCUUUCUCUCCGGGGGAAGGCCAUGGAGGCGACACUCAUUUUGAUGCAGAUGAAUCCUGGACUUUGACUUCUUCAGGAGCCAACCUGUUUUUGGUGGCAGCUCAUGAGUUUGGCCAUGCUUUGGGUCUAGCUCACUCCCAGGUUCAGUCAGCACUAAUGUUUCCCACGUAUCAGUAUGUGAACACUGAGGGCUUCACUCUACCAGAGGACGACAGACAAGGCAUACAGCUUCUCUAUGGUAUCAGAGGAACCUCCCCUGAACCAACAUUAAAUCCUGGCCUGAAUCCCGAGCCUGCGCCCAGUCCCACACCAGAGCCUGCUCCAGACAGGUGUAGCCCGGACCUGGUUUUGGAUGCAGCUACAACCAUCCACAAUACUCUGUACUUCUUUAAAGACAACUAUUACUGGCGAAGGAGGUCAUUCUGGGAUGGCAUCAGGACGAGGAAAAUCCAAAGUCUCUGGCCGGAAAUUAGCAAAGUUGAUGCUGUUUACGAGCUCAGUGGUGGUAGACAAAGCACCGUGAUUAUCUUUGAAGGCAAGAUGUACUGGAAAAUCAUAAGAAACACUGUGCAGCCUGGAUACCCCAAACCCCUUAGGAACCUCGGUCUGCCUGUACAUGUCAGGAAAGUGGACGCUGCUGUUUAUUUGAGCUUCUCCAGCAAAACUCUCUUUUUUGUAAACAAUAUGUACUGGAGCUAUAACCACCGCAGGGACAGAAUGGAUCACGGCUAUCCAAAAUACAUUUACAGAGAGUUUGAUGUGUCCAAGGUUGAUGCGGCGUUCGAAUACAGAGGACGCUUGUAUCUGUCAUCUGGAGCCAUGCAGAACGAGUAUGACUACAAAAGAGGAAGAUUAGUUCGCUCUUUUUUAAACAACCAGUGGAUGAACUGCAGUUAAAAGACACAUACAGUUAUGGAAAAAUACUAUAUCUUGAUGAAUAAUAAUCUGUUUGUGAAUCCUGGUGAGUUAUGAAAUACAAAAGGGUUUACUCCUCUUUAAUUUCCAUCACAGGCAUGAUCAACAAGUGAUCCAUUUUCGUUAAACUGCGCUACUUACUGUGAUUUGGGCUGUCUAUAUAUAAUCAUGAUCACAUUGUAAAAAUACAAGCUAUUCGGGUUUGUUUUUGUUAUUAAGACUUGAAAUGAAACUCAAAGCACUUGGGACUUUGAUUUGGGACUUGACUUUGACUUGGGACUUGGACUUGAGGGCUGUUUUAAUGAGAACCAACAAAAAAUUCACCAAAGGAUGCACAAAGUAACAGAAACCCACACCACAGAAAGGACUUCAUAAAUGUACCUCACCUCAAAGACCUUUAGAGGAGCCAUGUCAAAGGCAAACUGCAAGAGUUUGGACCACACUCAUGUCUGGAUACAUUUAAGAAUAUUAUAGCGAAACCUGAAAUUAAAAAGGAAAUAUUGUACCUAUUUGCAGUGGCAGAAGGCAAUGAAGUACAAGUAGUAAAGUCUGUGUAGACCCUCAGUCGUCCAGGUCUGAUCCAUAGCAAACAACGAAGUUAAAUCUGUCAACUGGACAAAUCUUGUAGGAGUGAAGACGUUUCGCUGCUCAUCCAAGAGCAGUGAAAUGUCUUCACUCCUACAAGAUUUGUCCAGUUGACAGAUUUAACUUUGUUGUUUGCUAUACAAGUAGUAAAGUACUUAAGCUGAAUUUUCAGGUAUCUGUACUUAAUGUUAAUACAUUUUACAGUGGAUACUUUUUACUUUUACUUCACUACAUUUGAGAGCAGGUAUCUGUACUUUUUACUCCACUACACUUUUGAACUGGACUGAAAAGUAAAAAGUACUUUUGAUUUGAGAGGUUAUUUUUACCACGUUUGAGUUCAACCUUUGGCUUCGUGAAAACACAAAAGUCAUUAGAAAAAUUAAGAAAUUUAUUCGUAUUGCUGCUGCUGUAUUGCAGUUUAAUAAAUUAACACUUUCACAUUAACAUUAAUACUUUUACUUUUUUCUCUUAAAGUACCUUUUUAAGUGUGUACUUAUGUACUUAAAUAGAUUUUUUUCAUAUGAUACUUUUACUUGAGUAAAUUUUUACCUCUGUAUCUGUACUUUUACUUAGGUACCAAAUUUGAGUACUUCAUCCACCACUGCCUAUUUGUCUGUCCUCAGUGUAGUCUGGAAUCUGUAGUUUGGACAGCAGUGUCCAUAAAAUACAUUCAGUUGUUCACAAUAUUUAUAUGUAAAUAUUGUAAUAAAGGUUUUUACACACGUAUGUCCUCAAACGACACAUAUGGACCCACACUCAAGAAAAACAUACAAAUUUGAUUGACCUGAUGAGGCUUUUUCACACAAAGAAAGACUUAAAAUAGAUUCAGUUGUUCACACUGGACAAACAUUCAAAUGUCAACAAUGUGGAUUAGAAACUUUUGGAUUAAGUAGUCUAAGAAGGCAUAUGAUAACUCACUUUGAUAAGAAACCAUACAGCUGUGAACAAUGUGGGAAUACAUUUAGAACAAAUGUAAUGCAAAUGUCUUCUUCAAACAGAAAAGAAACUAAAGGGGAAUAAAUAUGUAAA
Periophthalmus magnuspinnatus is the source of this 4649-nucleotide messenger RNA. RefSeq lists its product as uncharacterized. Lineage: Eukaryota; Metazoa; Chordata; Actinopteri; Gobiiformes; Gobiidae. The record is from RefSeq and is a predicted model, not a curated record. Bases 3 to 3017 code for a protein of 1004 amino acids. Gene Ontology annotation, cellular component: extracellular matrix. Gene Ontology annotation, biological process: extracellular matrix organization; proteolysis; collagen catabolic process. The transcript is spliced from 20 exons. Gene Ontology annotation, molecular function: zinc ion binding; metalloendopeptidase activity.